Molecule: messenger RNA, 4239 nt
Organism: Besnoitia besnoiti
Lineage: Eukaryota; Apicomplexa; Conoidasida; Eucoccidiorida; Sarcocystidae
Product: SWI2/SNF2-containing protein
Exons: 10
Coding region: 1-4239 (1412 amino acids)
Cellular component (GO): nucleus
Molecular function (GO): ATP-dependent chromatin remodeler activity; DNA binding; chromatin binding
Source: RefSeq, a predicted model, not a curated record
AUGUCGGCGCGCUGCGUAGACUGGAAGCGCUAUAUGUUUCAGGGAAACAAGAAUGACACGCCGCGGCAACAGGUGAACGGCCUGCCGCGCAUUCCUCGCGCGCGCAAGCUCGCCGACGAGCUCCUCGACCUCGGAGAAGAGACGAAGGACUCUGCGGAGGCGGGAAAAAGCGAGGCUGAUCGAGCAGGCGAGGGCGGCGCCAGGUAUGAGACCUCCGCCGAGCGAAGGCGCUCUGGGGUAGCGUCGUCCUCUUCGCCGCGCAGCGGCCCCUGCAGCGGCGCGGUUGAGCGAGAGAACUCCGCCGCUGCCUCCGCCUCCUCGCGGAAGUCUCCGCAGUCCCCGCGCGGGGCCCCGAGGCUCCCGACUUCUGCGUCUUCCUGCCGCAGAGAGAGAGAGAGAAGAGAGGCAGCGGGCAAUGCUUCUUCUCGGCAUGGAUUCACGCCUCCGGAGGCGCGAGAGGCGAAGGGCGACGGCCGACAGCGGGACGUCGAGGCCCGCCGUCCGGCGGGGUCGUCUCGCUCGACUCUCACGUCGUUUUUUGCGAAGCGCGGGUCGGCCGAAGCGGAGAAGGCGUCCGGCGCAGUUGCAGGGAAGCCUGAACGCGGCUCGGGCUCCGAAGGGCGCGGCACGGAGGAGGAGGCGCGCGAGGGGGCUGAGAAUGCGAAAUCGCGAGAAGAGGGGGAGAGAGGAGAUCCGUGCACGGCUCCUUCACCGGGCGACACGCCCUGCAGGCCCGCAGAGCUCUCCUCGUCUUCCCCCAGCAAAGCCGCGGCGAGCUCUGGGGGGGGGGCCAAGGAGUGGAGUGCAAACAGCUCGCCUGAGGACGAAGCGCACGCGAAGCCAGGCCUUUGGCUGACCUCCCGCCACCCCCGUCUCUACGGCGCGUCUUCGCGCGAAGAUGCGCCUGCCGUGCGCCGAGAGAAGGAGGGCAGUGCUGCAGUGCCCGCUCUUGCGAGCGGCGCAGUCGGGGAUGACCGGCGGCGCGAGCGCGAAGACGGCACGAAGGAGGCGCGCGAGAGGAAGAAAGCGAAGACAGACCCGGCGCUGGAGUCGUCGCCGGCGUUCAAGGAGGGGCGGCGAGGGACGCUGCGGCCAGAGGGCAGCGAGGCGAGUCGAGUGCCAUCGCUUGGCGAGGCGUCGUCGCCUCUUAGCGCGAAGAAGGUUAGGGGCAAGCGACGGCGGCUGAUUCGCGUGCAUUCGCCGCAGUCUAGCGACGACGACGCGCCGAGUCGCUCGUCGGGGGCGGGCUCCGCGCCGAAGCGGGAAGCGGAGAAGGCCUCUUCUCCCGAGCAGGCGUCGUGUCAGGAGGCGGCCACGCGCUCGGGUGUAUCGGUGGAGGACUCCUUGGAGUCGGCGGCGUCGGAGUCCGAAGAAAGCAGCGACGAGGAAGACGCGCUGGAGGCGCUCCACGAGUGUCUUCAGGAGAGCGCGGAGAUGACGGCGCGGCUGGUGAACGCGCUGGGAGGUCGGGACGCAGCCGGGCGCGCGGAUAUCUCGGCGAAGAUUGGUCGCGGGCGCUGCAACGCGGACCAGUCCUUCGCGCUGCCUGCGGACCUGGAUCGACACACGAUGUCGGCUGUGGAGCGGCUCAAGGCGUAUCAACGCUGCGGCGUCCACUGGCUGGUUACUCUGCAUGAGGCGAACCGGAAUGGGAUCCUCGCCGACGAGAUGGGGCUUGGGAAGACUGCGCAGACGUGCGUCUUUCUGAACUACCUGUAUCAGAGCGGGCGGCUGACGAGUCCGACGAUCAUCGCCGCGCCGGCCUCGCUGCUUGACAACUGGAUGAAGGAACUGGAAGUCUGGGCGCCCUUCCUCGCGCCGGACCGCGUGAUGAAGUAUCACGGCAAACAGACGGAGCGCCGCGAGAUGGCGUUCCAGUUCCUCGACGCGAUGGAGAGCGACGAAAAGAUCCUCGUCAUGGUCACCUCGCUCAACACGCUGACCUCCAAGUGGGACAUGCAGUACCUCAAGCAAAUCCGCCCGCUCUCCUACCUCGUGGUCGACGAAGCGCACUCGCUGAAAAACAAAGAAAGCCUCGUCUACAAAAAACUCAACAAAGUCCUCAAAUGUGACCGCAGGCUCCUCCUCACCGGCUCGCCGAUUCAAAAUCGCACUGCGGAGCUGCGGAAUCUCCUCCUUUUCCUCAUGCCUGCCGUUUUCGAAGGCGACUCCCUGGAUCUCGCCCUGAAGGCCUUCUACCGCCAGACGCGGCGCGAGAAGGCUGCCGAGCACAAGAGACAGCGACGGCUUGCUGCGGCGAAAGCGGAGAGUGAGCUCGACGGAUCUGCUAGCGGGGGGGCGGAGGCGAAAACCGGCGCGGCGGAGGGCGAGGGGACGUCCGCCGCGGCGGUCUGCAAGACAGCCUCGGCGGCGUCGGCUGAGGCGGGAGGAGGCGCAGCGGGCGAAGGCGCCGGCGCGAUCUCGGAGUCGAGCGCCUGUGCGGCGAGUUUGUCGCCAGCGGCCGCGUCUCAGAAGAGUUCGAGUCUGCUAGAAGUUUUGACUUCCGGUGGAUUCAAGCCCACGUCGGUUCAGAGUGCGCUGGCGAGCGGAGGAGACAAGGCUUCUACGGGCAAGGCGGCCUCGAGCAGAGGAGAGAAGGAAGAUGGCGAUGCGGCCGCUGCGUCGCAGCAAUCCGCUGAAGUCGAGUGUCUUCAGCGGCUCUUGUCGCCGUUCAUUCUGCGUCGCCUCAAGAACGAAGUCCUCGGCUGCCUGCCGAAGAAGAAGAACGUCGUGCUGCGCUGCGAGAUGCUCGACAGGCAGAGGGAGUUGUAUAUUCAGGAGAUUCAGACAUGGCAAUCCGAGUUAACCCGUUCUCUCGAGAAACUCACUUCAGAGUUAACGGGCUCGUCGUCUUCCACGACGCCCUGCACGGCGGACCCCACCGCGACUGCCGAGGCCAGCGUGGCGAGCGGCGGAGACAGAGAGACGUUUGCGACUGCUGCGGCGGGCGCCUCCUCGGAGCCGCCAGAGGGCGCAGCCGCUGCGGCAUGCGGCGGCGCGCGCGAGGAGAGCGCUUCCUCCGCAGACCAAGACAAACCUGAAAACGAACGGGCGCCGGGCGCCGACGCCGCCGUGAGCGCGGAGGAGGCCGCGGCCUUUGCGGAGAAGGGCUCCGCGGAGGCAGCUCUCGCUGCGCCCGCGAAGGAGGAAGCGCAGGCGCCCGCCGCUGAGGCCGCGCAAGCGACUGAGACAGCGAGCGAGUUGGAGCGCGAGGCAAGCGCGACGGAUAAGAAGUCUGCGAGUGAGAAGACGGACGCAGAGAAGGCUUCAAAUGAGAAGAAAGAGGCAGAAAAGCCUUCCGUAGCAGGUGGAGACGAUGCGACGACAGCGGCGACGGAGGAGGGCGCGAGCGCCCCGGCGGAGACCGCAGAUGCAGGGGCGAAGGGGCCUGCAGCUACGCUGGCGUCGCGAAAGAAAUUUGUCAACUCUCUCCUCGCCCGCCUCCGACGCAUCUGUAACCAUCCGGUUCUCAUGCAGGGAGCCUACACCGACGAGCAACUCGAGGAAGUUGUUCAUCAUUUUUGGCUUCGCGUCGACGGAUUUAAAGGCAAUCCGCGCGAGAAGGUGGACGUGGAGAUCCGCAAAUGGAGUGACUUUGAAAUUCAUCAGGCGAUCCAGCAGCAGAUCUUCCAAGGCGACACACGCCUCGAGCAUCUUCUUCUGUCGAAAGAGCGGCUAAUCGACAGCGCAAAGAUGCGGAAGAUGAUUGAGAUCGUUUCGGAGCUCAAGAAGAAGGGCGAGAAGGCGCUGGUGUUCAGCCAGUACACCACUUACCUGGACGUCGUGGAGGCGUGUCUCUCUGAGUUCUGUCCCGAGAUCCGAAAGUGCCGGCUCGACGGCUCCACUGCUGUCGAGGAGCGACAGAGCCUCGUGGACGACUUCAACGCCGACCCCGACUUGACUCUCUUUCUCCUCUCCACCAAGGCUGGCGGCCAAGGCCUGAACCUGACGGCAGCCCGAACGGUGAUCCUCAUGGAUCAGGAUUGGAAUCCGCAGAACGACCGCCAGGCGGAGGACCGCGUGCACCGCUUGGGGCAGACGCGGGACGUGACCAUCUACCGGCUCUGCUGCAGAGGCACCGUGGAGGAAUCGAUCCUCAAAUGCUGCCAAGCCAAGCUCGACCUGGAUGUCGCCUUCGGUGGCAACAGCGACUUGCUGCAGGCCGCGAUUCUUCAGGACUCGCUGAGUGUGUUGCCAGGAGGGGAGUCCGAAACUGAAGUCACGGAGGCGCGGAGCUGA